Molecule: messenger RNA, 1433 nt
Organism: Elaeis guineensis (African oil palm)
Lineage: Eukaryota; Viridiplantae; Streptophyta; Magnoliopsida; Arecales; Arecaceae
Biological process (GO): chloroplast fission
Source: RefSeq, a predicted model, not a curated record
AGGUGAUAUACAAAUUGUGUGGAUCUGUAGGUUUCUCAUUGUGGUGACAACUUUAUCCAUCAUAUUUUAGGUGGUCAUUUGUUGUGUGGUCUCUAUGUUUCUAAAUUUGUUGCGGUGUUAUUGCUUCACAAUUUUUUUUUGGCUUUUUACUUUACGUCCUAUCUUAGCUUGAAACUUCUGCUGUUUUUAGUCUUGAAAUAGCAAGUAGGCUCCAGUUGUGUUUGGUGUUCCUCGUUUGUAUCUGGGGACUUCCCUGUCCGUCUGUGGAUUGGUAGUUUUAAAGGUUUUACUGCUGUAUGCUUCCCCCUUAAGGCCGUCAGUUACCUUCGUGGAGAGAGUGAUCUUAACUUAGGCCGUCUCCCCCUUUUUUUUUUGGCUCUCUUUUUUGUGGGUUCCUUCACGCGUAGGGAAAUCAGAGUCUUCACAGUUUGCCACUGCAAUGUCCUUCGUUUUUGAAGGCACAAAGACAUUUUAUGUAGAUUGAUCUCCUUCACACAAUGCAUGAGUAGCUUUCAUUUUGCCACAGUAAACAAAAACAUGUGAUGGAUAUCGGCAACCAGGAAUCCAUGGCAGCGCCACUCAUUCAUUCAAAUUGCUGUCUUAAAAUCACCUUACAGUUAUACAGUAUUAACACCUAAUUGAGCCAUUGCAUGAAACAGAGCAGCCGAAGUUGCAAUGAUUUCAGUGAAGGGCACUGGCUUGUGUUCAACUGGAGUGUUGCAGGCAACUUCCAACAAGAGAUCCACAAACAUUGCUAUUGAAUUUUACUUUUAGGAAGCCGGGUUGUGGGGCAUGUAAUUGUCUUUAAAUAUAUUUAUAUUGUUGUGCAAUAAAAUAGUAAUUUCCAAAACAUAUACCAUCAGCAAAACAUUAGAUUUUAUUAAAUAAAUAGUAUUUUUUUAAAAGUAAUGCCAUUAUUUUUUGUAAUUUUCAAGCUGUACAUAAAACUACCUCCUUCUAGUACAUCAUUUUCAGGCUAUGAUGCUGCCAAAGUAGUGGAAUACAAAAUCAAAGAGACUAACCUGUUUACUGGGGACAAGUAUCAACAGAUUGGAUUCUUCCCUCAAGAGAAGGCAUUUCUUAGGUAUCAGACUGCUGGGAUGCUGCAAACCGUCCUUAGAGCCGUUGUGCUUGGAGAAAAUGACAUUGAAGAACAAUCUCCUAGAAACUUGAAGAUUCCUUCUCGUUGGCCUUCUGUAAUCUGCUGUGCAAGCUGUCUUUACUCGCUGCAAAAGGAUAUGCGACCAACAGCAUUCCUUAUAAUGGACCCAAAUGGGGUUCUUGAAAUGCUCGGGUACUAUCAAUUUGAGACUUCCCAAGAUGAGGAGGGUGGCCAUCAGAUCUUCGAGAAGGAUGCUGGGACAUCCAGCUCUCAUCCAUCAACUGUUAGAGAGAAGCAAGAGGAGGUAGAUGAUGAUGAGGAUUGGAUUUGA